This is a messenger RNA of Rhinopithecus roxellana (golden snub-nosed monkey), 2617 nucleotides long. RefSeq names its product density regulated re-initiation and release factor (gene DENR). Gene Ontology annotation, biological process: translation reinitiation; formation of translation preinitiation complex. Gene Ontology annotation, molecular function: mRNA binding; translation initiation factor activity. The transcript has 8 exons. Lineage: Eukaryota; Metazoa; Chordata; Mammalia; Primates; Cercopithecidae. Bases 182 to 778 code for a protein of 198 amino acids. The record is from RefSeq and is a predicted model, not a curated record.
GACAUCCUCCCAGCGGCGGUCGGAGUCUCGCGAUAAAGGCUCGUUGUCUCGCGGGAGCGCUGCUGGCGGACUGGCUUUCGGGCGGCCCUGGCCGGGGAGACGAGUUGCAUGUGUCGGUUCAGCUGGCGAUAGCGGCGGGAGCGGAGCCGGCGGGGCCUGUGCGACCGCCUGGGUUUGUGAAAUGGCUGCUGACAUUUCUGAAUCCAGCGGGGCUGAUUGCAAAGGAGACUCAAGGAACAGUGCCAAGUUAGAUGCCGAUUACCCACUUCGAGUCCUUUAUUGUGGAGUCUGUUCGUUACCAACAGAGUACUGUGAAUAUAUGCCUGAUGUUGCUAAAUGUAGACAAUGGUUAGAGAAGAAUUUUCCAAAUGAAUUUGCAAAACUUACUGUAGAAAAUUCACCCAAACAAGAAGCUGGAAUUAGUGAGGGUCAAGGAACAGCGGGGGAAGAAGAGGAGAAGAAAAAACAGAAGAGAGGUGGAAGGGGUCAAAUAAAACAGAAGAAGAAGACCGUACCACAAAAGGUUACUAUAGCCAAAAUUCCCAGAGCAAAGAAGAAAUAUGUGACAAGAGUGUGUGGCCUUGCAACUUUUGAAAUUGAUCUUAAAGAAGCACAAAGAUUUUUUGCUCAAAAAUUCUCCUGUGGUGCCUCAGUAACAGGGGAGGAUGAAAUUAUCAUUCAGGGAGACUUUACAGAUGACAUAAUUGACGUCAUUCAGGAAAAAUGGCCAGAGGUAGAUGAUGACAGCAUCGAAGAUCUUGGAGAAGUAAAGAAGUGAAUUUGAAAAUUCGUCUAUAUUUAAUGGCCUGAACUGAGAAGUUGAUAUGGCCAAAGGGAGAGAGGCCUUUUAAAAUAUAUAUAUAUAUAUAUAUUUAUUCUACAGUAAAACUGUAGACUGCCCUCGUCCUUGGCAUUUUCACUGUUCUGUACAAGGCUGCUUGUUUUUUUAUUGCCAAAGUCAAAUAAACGGGAGACUGUCAUGCUCAUGCAUGAAUAGAAUUUAGUCAAAUAAAAAAUUUUGGUCAUUUGGUACUGACUUUCUCUUUCUCUGUCUCUUUUUUUUUUUUUUUUUUUUUUUUUAAGACAGAGUCUCGCACUGUUGCCUGGGCUGGAAUGCAGUGGUGCGAUCUCGGGUCACUGCAACCUCCACCUCCCGGGUUCAAGUGAUUCUCCUGCCUCAGCCUCCCUAGUAGGUGGGAUUACAGGUGCCCGCCACCACGCCCAACUAAUUUUUGUAAUUUUAGUAGAGACAGGGUUUCACCAUGUUGGCCAGGCUGGUCUCGAACUCCUGCCCUCGCAAUUGGCCCACCUCAGCCUCCCAAAGUGCUGGUAUUACAGACGUGAGCCACCACGCCUAGCCUGAGUUUCUCUUUCUCUCUUUUUAACUUUAGUUUUUGAAAAACCCGGUAGACUUUUUGUGGGGAGCAUUUUUGUUGAUUAUUUUACUGGUCUAAAGCUGAGUGAUUUUUUUAAAAGAACUUGAAUUUGGCUUCCUCACCAGUAAUAUGUCUCCUGGCUUCUUUGAUGUGAUAGUGUUGAGAUGGGUGAGAAUCUAAUCGAUUUGUGGUUGAAGGUGAAUUUGCUUUGUUGUGAAGUCCACCCUAUGGGCACAAUAACAUACUGUUGGUAGGAGUUGUUUGAGCUAUUUUGGAGAUUAUUUGGUAAAGUAUACUAAAAGCCUUAAACCAUGUAUGUGCACUGUUUGAACCAGUAAGCCACUUCUUUGACAUUAGAAGACAUUAGAAGAAAUACUCAGCCUUGCAUAAAACUUACGGAUGAAAGUAUUCAUCACAAUAUUAUUUAUAAUGAAAAAUUGCAAAUGUUAUAAAUGAACAAUUAGAAAAUGGUUAAACAAGUGAUGGUGCAUUGUGUGGUAGAAUAUUAUGCAUAUGUUUAAAGAAUCAUAUUUUCUAAGAUUAUUUGGAAACAUGUUUGGUAAUGUCAAGUGGAGUACCCCAGAUACAUUUUAGACAUUUAUCAUCAUCAUUGGUCUGAGUGGAAGGCCGUUUGGAGAGGCUAGAGGCUCUUAUUCUGGCUAUAAAUUACGUGAGUAAAAUUCUGCUAACCAUUAAAAAUACUGUGUACACCCAUCCUCAAUAUAUAGUCCUGGAAAUAGCAGUUGAAACAUGUCUUCUCACAAGAGAAAAUGACAGUUAAUGAUGCAUUAGAUGAAUUUAAACUUUAAGUCAGGUGCUGCAAAUUGGAAAGAAGACUUGUGGUGUUUUAAAUUGCUGUGGACACUUAAACUUAGAACCCAUGGAACCCUUGUUUAUUGCCAUGCAAAUUACAAUCUUGAAUGAGUGUUUUUUUAAAAAUAAAGUAUUAGAAAAAUGUGUAAUAAAGAUGUAAAAUUAAAAAAUGGAAUUCUGCAUUAACUGUGGAUUUUACUAAAUAGAAUUACUGGUGAAGCUAAUUUAUCCAUCGAGACUAUCUGGUAUAUGUUACGUAUGUAGUCUGUUGGUGCUGAAAGAUGUCUGUGUGCCUGCAUCAACAUGUGACAUGUGACAUGUAAAGUUUCUUCAUGUUCACAGUUCUUAGCAAAUGCAGUUUCAAUCCAUAGAUAGCCAGCAGUGGAUGUUACUACAGGAAAAUACAGGAUUAAAAUUGUCCUUGUGUA